UUCACAUGUUGGCCGGACAUUUUGAAGCAGGACGAAUUCGAAGAUCUGAAAUAAUGGAUCGUACUAAAAAUAGCAUUCUCCAAAACAUCCACGAAGAGAUGGUCAAAGGUACGUUCAAUGACCUUGACAUUGUCUGUGAGAAUGGGACAACGAGUGCAAACCGCUUGGUCCUGGCCGCGAUGUCAUCUUACUUCCGGGCAAUGUUAACAUCAGACAUGACAGAGAGUCGGACGGGCAUCUUAAAUCUGCCCACGGUCUCAGUGUCGGUGUUUCAGGAUAUUCUCAAGAUGUCAUUGUGUUCAGUGGAUCUUGUAAACGAAGACAACUGUGUCAAAAUGUUAGACGCAGGCGAAAUGAUGCAGCUUGAUAAUGUCAAAGAUCUGUGUCAUCGUUACCUUAAGGACGGUCUCGUGCUGAAUAUUGAUAACUGUCUACACUGGUGGAGACUUAUGGACCGCUACAAUGUUCCUGAUUUGUCCAACAGAGCAGUCUCUUAUCUGACAGAACACUUGACCGACGUUGUUGAAAGAGAAAGCAUUGUUCAUUUGUCAAAGACAGAAAUUCUAGAAAUAUUGUCUAAAGAUGACUUGAAAUGCAAGGAAGAUGUAAUUAUGAAAGGUGUCAUGAAAUGGCUUGAAGCAAAUACCCCAGAUGCAGAUGAUGUAACACGUAUCUUUGAAAUGAUCAGGAUUGAUCUUGUUGAUCAACAGUUCCUCAUUGAAAAUGUAGUUUUUUCAAAAUUUAUUUCUGAAAAUAACUCUGUUCAGCAAAUGAUAAAAAAGGUGUGGCGUUCAGGUGUUGUGACAAAAGGUUCAAACAGCAGAAUUCAUAACAGGCGUAUAGAUCUCUUUGUUUUACAGUACAACAACACUUCACUUCUGUCUUGCUUUACAUCAGAAGGGACAUGGGAAGACGUUUCACCAGCUCCAGUAGAUCCUGGAUCUUGGUAUUCAGCAGCAAGACUAGGUAACAAGAUCUACAUCACUGGUGGUGGCAGUAGAGGAAAAUGUACGCUCAUUUAUGACGUCUGUAGAAGAGAGUGGAAAACAGGUCCAGAUCUCGAACAACAACGUUGUUAUCACUGCAUGGCCACAACUAAUUCUAAACUGUAUGCAAUUGGUGGGGAGAACAGCAACACGAUUGAAGAGACGAGCGAGAGUGGAACACGCUGGCAGGUUGUUGGAGAUUUGAAACAGAAUAGAGAGCAUGCAUUCGCUGCUACAGUUGGAAACAACGUUCUGGUGAUGGGUGGACGGAGUAGAGGACGUGGAUCAGAUGUUAUCCAGUGUUUCAAUACAGCGACUCACUGUGUAUCUAACCUCAGCGCACGUUUACCAUACAGAUCGGUGUGUGUGACAGGUUCGGUUCACCUCCCUGAUGUAUAUCUGCUGGACGGUGAUGAAAAUGUGAUGCACGUCCAGGUCACUGACAGUGAUAGUGAUAUCAAGAUACAAGUCAAGUCAACAGCGAAAUGGCGAUCAUUUGAAUAUUGGUUUGGCGUGUUAUGGCAGAACGGAAGCUUGCUGUCCUUCAGUGGCUUCAACACUAACUGCGAAAUUAGAAAAUACAACCUGGCUGAAGGGAAAGAGGACAACAUUACUUUUAUAAAAUCAACCAGACGUGGUCGUGUGUAUGGUGUUCUGCCAGUGUAUCAUAAAGCAUAAGAGAUUUUGAGUUGAGUUUAUUCUGGGGCAUAACAUUGUUUGUGUAUUUAAUCUGACUGAUUAAGUGGAUCUCUUCCUAUUAGGAUCUCAGGCUUUAAAUUCUGCACAGAACAUUAUUAGCAGUUUGAUGAAUUUGUUCACAAAACCUGUAGAGAAACAGAAAUUUGAUUUAACACAAAAAAAAUAAAAAAAAUAAUAAUAAAAAUAAAUAAAUAAAUAAAAAAAAUAAAAAAUUCACCAAAAUUAAAAUGCCUUAAGGAAAUGUAUUCAAUUCUUUCUCGAAUUAUCUUUUUGAUUGAUAAAUUAUAUUCGCUGAAAUCAAUUUUAAUUCGUAUUUGGCGAUUUUGCUACCAAAGGCUAAAGACUGGAUCGUGCAUCACUUUGACUAUAGUUUGGUAUGCAACUGGAUUAUGGCUACGUACCUAUAAACCGGGGGAAACGAUUUAAUUUAAUUUGACUAGUUCUAGGUGUUUAAAGCUGCUGUCACUAGUCACAUUGUUAUAACAAUGUUUGCUAGUGCAAAAGACAAACAUAACAACACUUUUUAAUAAACUCGAGCUGGCGUGUGUCUUCACAAUAAACGUACAUCGUGAAAAACGUCUUGUAAUUUUGAAGACAAUAUUAAUGGAAAGGUAUCUUGUCAGUUAUUUCCCUUUAUUGGAUUGGAUCCAUCUCAAAGAGAAAACAAAGAAAAACAAUCGCACUGUACGGAGAACUUUCGUUUAAGAAUGACUGUUUGCAACACAGUGCACUGUGUGCAUUCACACAGGUAUAAAUUCAGUGUUUAACGUAUGUGUAUAAUCAAAUAAUGUGCGUAAUCAAAUCAUGUAUUAUUGGUUGUAUGUGUAAAAUAUUGACAAGUUUUUAUUUCUGUGGAAGAUUUUCUUGUUGGUGUAUGUUCCCCUUUUUUUAUUUUAAAAUUAACAGUAACCAUAAACAUUAUGGUUUGUAUGGAAGGGGAGCAAGCGAUGUGAUAAGGCGUGUCACUGGUAUGGACCACAAUAAAGUAAAGUAAAGUUUUGUUUAACGACACCACUAGAGCACAUUGAUAUACUAAUUAUCGGCUAUUGGAUGCCAAACAUUUGGUAAUGCAGCAAGGAAUCUUUUAUAUGCAGUUUCCCACAGACAGGAAAGAACAUACCAUGGCCUUUGAUCAGUUAUGGUGCACUGGCUGGGAUGACAAAAACCCAAUCAUUUGAAUGGAUCCACUGAGGUGGUUCGAUCCUGCGGCGCAAGGACCUCGAGCGAGCACUUAACCACCUGAGCUAAAUCCCGCCCCUCGGAUCACAAUAGGGAGAUCAGCUCUAAAUGGUUAAAUAUUAAAAUUAGGCAAUAAUGAAAUAAAUCGUGGACAUUUAUACCCGCUCGCCCUAGUUUUUAUAUGGACAGACAAAAACAAGAAACAAACCCCAACAAGAAAACAAAAACAAACAGCAGCAACAGUAAUAACAAACCCCCAUAAUAUUAUUAGAAUAAUUGUUCGAUGCGCGGUAUUUCCAUUAUGUUGUAUACAUUUUGAGGGGGAGAGAGAGAGUGAGUGAGUGAGUGAGUGAGUGAGUGAGUGAGUGUGAGUGAGUGAGUGAGUGAGUGUGAGUGAGUGAGUGAGUGUGUGUGUGUGUGUGUGUGUGUGUGUGUGUGUGUGUGUGUGUGUGUGUGUGUGUGUGUGUGUGUGCGCGCGCGUAUGUGUCUGUGUGUGCUAUUUAAACUACUGGUAUUGGAGCAUGAAAGUAAGAUUUAUUUAAAUUCCAUUUUUCUUUUGUAUUAUUUAAACCAUCCACUGAUAUUAUACGUUAACUGUAAGUACAAAUGCUGUAAAUAUAUUUUAAAGCUAGUUUUGGUGUUUGAAUGUAAACUAUGAGAGACUAGAAUACAGCAUUCGUGGCUGUUAGACACCCUUACGGUCCCUAUGGUAUGUGCUACCCUGUCUAUGGGAUGGUGCAUAUAAAAGAUCCCUUGCUGCUAAUCGAAAAGAGUAGUCCAUGAAGUGGCGACAGUGGGUUUCCUCUCUCAAUAUCUAUGUAUUCCUUAACCAUAUGUCCGACACCAUAUAUCCUUUGAUAUAUGAUGUUACCAUGUGUUACACCUUGUAUAUAUUAAAGGUAUCACGUGUAAUGUUUAUAAAGUAUGUGUCAUCAUAUAUGAUGUUAACCAUGUGUUACACUGUGUAUAUAUUAAGGGUCUCAGGUGUAAUGUUUAUAAAGUAUGUGUCAUCAUAUAUGAUGUUAACCAUGUGUUACACUGCGUAUAUAUUAAGGGUCUCAGGUGUAAUGUUCAUAAAGUAUGUGUCAUCAUAUAUGAUGUUACCACGUGUUACACCGUGUACAUAUUAAGUGUCUUACAUAUAAUGUUUAUAAAAUGUGUGUCAUCAUAUAUGAUGUUACCAUGUGCUACACCGUGUAUAUAUUACGGGUCUCACAUGUAAUGUUUAUAAAGUAUGUGUCAUCAUAUAUGAUGGUACCAUGUGUUACCCGGUGUAUAUAUUAAGGGUCGCAAGUGUAAUGUUUAUAAAGUAUGUGUCAUCAUAUAUGAUGCUACCAUGUGUUACACCGUGUAUAUAUUAAGGGUCUCACGUGUAAUGUUUAUAAAGUGUGUUUUAUCAUAUAUGAUGUUACCAUAUGUUACACCGUGUAUAUAUU
This is a messenger RNA of Gigantopelta aegis, 4300 nucleotides long. RefSeq names its product kelch-like protein 3. Gene Ontology annotation, molecular function: protein binding. Bases 6 to 1664 code for a protein of 552 amino acids. The transcript is spliced from 2 exons. Lineage: Eukaryota; Metazoa; Mollusca; Gastropoda; Neomphalida; Peltospiridae. The record is from RefSeq and is a predicted model, not a curated record.